AUGCGUUCCUCAACUGUUCUUCAGACUUCUCUCCUUGCUGUCCUGCCUCUUGCCGUUCAGGCUCAGGGCGCCUCUGGGUCUGGCAAGUCUACCAGAUACUGGGACUGCUGCAAGCCAUCAUGUGCCUGGCCAGGUAAGGCGGCGGUCAACAGACCCGUCUUUGCCUGUGACGCCAACUUUCAGCGCAUUUCCGACUCUGGUGUUGCCUCUGGCUGCAAUGGUGGCUCUGCCUACUCGUGCGCUGACCACAGUGCCUGGGCCAUCAACGACAACCUCUCCUAUGGCUUCGCUGCCACUGCUCUGAGCGGGGGAUCCGAAGCUUCUUGGUGCUGUGCCUGUUACGAACUCACCUUCACCGACGGCCCCGUCGCCGGCAAGAAAAUGGUCGUCCAGUCCACCUCCACCGGCGGCGACCUCGGAAGCAACCACUUCGACCUCAACAUCCCCGGCGGCGGCGUCGGCCUUUUCGACGGCUGCAAGCCCCAAUUCGGCGGCCUCCCCGGCGCCACCUACGGCGGUAUCUCCGACCGCAGCCAGUGCGCCUCGUUCCCCGACGCCCUCAAGCCCGGGUGCAACUGGAGGUUUGACUGGUUCAAGAACGCGGAUAACCCGUCGUUUACCUUCAGACAAGUCCAGUGCCCGUCUGAGUUGACGGCGAGGAGUGGGUGCAAGCGGGAUGACGAUUCCCGGUUCCCGGUAUUUUCUCCCCCGGGAGGCGGCAGCCAGCCCCAGCCUCAGCCGACUAGCAGUGCGGCGCAGAACCCGAACCCGACUCCUAGCGCGGCGCCAGGUGGGUGCAGGGCUGCGAAGUAUGCGCAGUGUGGUGGGCAGGGGUUUACGGGGUGCACUACUUGUGAGGCGGGGAGCACUUGCACUGCUAGCAAUCAGUGGUAUUCCCAGUGCCUAUAA
Molecule: messenger RNA, 909 nt
Organism: Podospora anserina S mat+
Lineage: Eukaryota; Fungi; Ascomycota; Sordariomycetes; Sordariales; Podosporaceae
Exons: 2
Coding region: 1-909 (302 amino acids)
Biological process (GO): carbohydrate metabolic process
Cellular component (GO): extracellular region
Molecular function (GO): cellulose binding; cellulase activity
Source: RefSeq, a predicted model, not a curated record